UGGGUAUCUCCCUCCGCGGCCUUGUUUAUUACCUACGGCGUCUACAGGUACCGGCUUGCUUCUUCCAUUACGCCACCCCAUCUCCCUCCGGACAGUCGAGCCUCAUUACCCACCAUGAGCCUGAACCUCUCGGACCUGGGACAAGAACUCGACUCGAUCCGGCGCACACGGCGCGGCGAGGUGCAAGCUCAGCCUAUUCCCAUACAGGCGUCGGAUGAUAGCUCCGUGUCCCCAGCCUCGUCGCUCAGCAGCCGGCCGUCGCCAUCUGUCCCAUACCGGUCACUUGACCCGCCACCAGACACCCCAGCUCAGCUGUGCCUCCUGUGCUUCGCCAGGGCGCCUUCGGCUGUGCUUCUUCCCUGUUGUCACCUCAACCUCUGUUACCUUUGCGCCCCGCUCUUCAUGCACAAGGGCGCGACCGAGAGCCGCGCAAUCCAGCGCGUGGAGGAGGAGCAGGCAGCGCGCGAGCGGGGAGACGAGGAAGAGCGCACGCUCGGCCGCAUUCCCUUCAACGUAGCGCUCACGCGUGCAGUCAAGGGAUAUCCAGGAGCACGGCGGCUGAGCAUCGGCGGGUACAUCCCGCCCGCGGAGGGGUUUCGCGGAGGCGAGCUUCGCGGACGCGACGUUCUACAAGGCGAGAACGCGGGUCUCAAGCGCAGUCGUGAAGGUGACGGACGCGUCGUACUUGGAGCAGUCGACAGAGCAGAGGCGCACUGCCUCGUGUGCCGGGCUGGCGUGAGCGGGUGGUUACGAGUCUACAACUAGGUGCGGCCUUGUGUGGACUUUGGUAGCGUUUCUUGAUUACGUACUUGUGCCGCCGUUGUAGAUUAACCAGCUCG
Messenger RNA from Cutaneotrichosporon oleaginosum, 839 nucleotides. RefSeq lists its product as uncharacterized. Lineage: Eukaryota; Fungi; Basidiomycota; Tremellomycetes; Trichosporonales; Trichosporonaceae. The record is from RefSeq and is a predicted model, not a curated record.